This is a messenger RNA of Haliotis rufescens (red abalone), 1247 nucleotides long. RefSeq lists its product as uncharacterized. Lineage: Eukaryota; Metazoa; Mollusca; Gastropoda; Lepetellida; Haliotidae. The record is from RefSeq and is a predicted model, not a curated record. Bases 57 to 974 code for a protein of 305 amino acids. The transcript is spliced from 8 exons.
AACAGGAUAGACUGCUUAGCCGCCGUCACGAAGCCAGGUUGACGUUCCAAAACAAGAUGCUGAUCCUCCUAAAGCUGUGUGUUUCAGUCUGGGUGCUAGUGUUGGAUGCAGGAGCACAGGUCGACAUUUGUGGUAGUGGAUCAGUGCUAGUUGCCAACUCAACGCCCCAGACACUCCAGAACACAGAUGGGUUAUCUUCACAAUGUACAGUACAAAUCACCGUGCCAGCUGGUUCCUCUUUGAAACUUGAUUUUACCAGAUUUAAUGCCAUGUCCCGUAAAAUUAAGCUAUUUGCGAAUGAUCCGUCAGCCAACAACCAGAGGCUUGCAUCAGUCACCGAAAAUGCGUCAGGCGGCAGAGGCGCACCCACCUACGUUUACCAUGGAUCUGUCUACAUCAGAGUUUAUUUCCUCUCAACAAUUUCGACAUUUGUCAUGACGUAUCAAGAGGUAGACUUCGAAGAGAACAUCUGUACUCUACCGAGUCUGGUUUUGGCUGACACCACUGUCCAGGAAGUUGUGACGCCCAACUUCGGGAACGGUCCAUAUUUUGACAAUGUAGUGUGCGAAGUCGUGAUCGAAAGUAGCAUCACUGGUGCGAGGGAAGUAAAGGUUGAGGUUACGUCUUUCGAUAUGGAGUGUGGUUAUGACGAUGUACGAAUAUGUGACGAUGACGGCUGUCUUAGUUUGUGUAGUACAUCCAAAAGGAUCUUCCGUGGAAGCAAUGUUACAAUUCAUCAUUGGUCAGAUUUAAGUGUAGGUUACACUGGUACGAGAUUACAGUACACCGUAGAUUUUACUGACUGGACUUCGUGGAAGAGCAACGCCUGUUACUGUGACUGUACCACCAAACAACGCCUUGUCGACGACACUAGAACAAGGACUUGCCUCAAGGACAGCUGCAUUGGCGAGACGAACCAGAAACGAACCCGGGUCUGCAGAACCACGUGUAAGGAUUGCGUACUCGGGAAUUAGUUCCGGUCUGACAGAAUACAAAGAAUAAUAUUCUGUAAAUGGAUUCAAGAUAUGGUUGCGCAUUCAUCACUGACUAGAGAGGGAUUCACAAAGCUGAAAAUGUUUCGGUGCAAAUACUGAUAUUUGAAAGUAUUUCUAGGGGAAAAUCAACACGGUAUCUGCUUAUAUUAUUUGAAGACAUGUCUAUCUUGGAGGGCCAACAACUUUUGGCAUUUUGUUUUCUUUUAACUUGCUUUCGGGAUUUACAAAGAAAUAAAUCAAAUGGUAUACGUC